GUCUUGGAUCCGGUUGGAGUGUAAGACCUCUUGCCUGGAUUCUGGAUGCACAUAUUACGAUGCUGGGUGGAGAAAUGUCAACACGAUAACGCUUCUUAAUAACAAAUUCCGUCAUAAAACGGAUUCCCCCUCAGGGCAGCAGGUUGAGCCGUGCAUGGCGUCUGGCCGGACAGGUAGCUGCAAACUAUGGAUUUAAUCCAAAUCACCCUUUCUGUGCGAGGGCCAACGUCGCUGGGUGAGCAGUUUGGGGUUGUCGGCAGCUGUGAGUCUUUGGGAAACUGGUGUUCGCAGAGAGCCGUGCCGCUCCAGGCGCAGGAAGCCGACGGAUCUUUGUGGAAACAUACCAUCUACGUGCCAAAGGGCGUUGAAUGUAAAUACCGUUAUUUCAAAGGAUUCUUUCUGGAAUCAAAGAACGCUCGUGAUCCAUGUCAAGUCAUAGUCAAUAAGUGGGAGACGCAUCGGCAUCCGAGAGCGUUCAACUCAGAAUCGGACCUGGUUAUUGACGACGGAGAGUUUGGCCUUUACAAUGAUGUGCAGUGUGUUGACUCCGGGUGGCUCACGUGGCAGACAGAGAUUCGGCUCAGGCUGCACUUCUCAGAGAAGUCUCCGGUGUCCAUCACCAAGAAGAAGUUCAAGAAGUCCCGAUUCAGGCUGAAGCUGAGCCUGGAGGGCUUUGAGGAGGAGGGGGAUGAUGAAGAGCAGAGUCCGUGCUCGUGCAGUCGCAUGGCGAGCACGCUGGAGAUGAGCAUGAUCAGCGCCGGAGGCUACAGGUCCCGCCACUCGCAGCCCGAGCACGGCUACGCACUGGAGCCCGGCCGCUGGACCGAGUACAGCAUCCACACCAUGGACCCCGACAACCUGGAGCUCACCUUCGAGUUCUUCGAGGAGGACCUUGGCGAGUGUGUGUUGCAGGGCGAUGUGCACCCCGGGCUGGUCGGGACGGCCUGCCUGCUCUCCUCCUCCUUCCACGAGAGCGGCCGGAACACUGGCCUGGUAACCCUGCCCAUCAUGAGCCGCAUCUCCCGCCAGACCAUCGGCAAAGUGCGCGUGGACUACCUGGUGAUCCGGCCCAUUAAAGGUCUGAUGUGUGACAUGAGCUCCUGCUUCACUAAGUACUGGAGGAAGAGGAGCGCCCUGGACGUGGGGCACAGAGGGGCUGGCAGCACCCGCCACGCAGCCAAACACACCAAAGUCCGAGAGAACACCAUCGCCUCCUUCAAAAGUGCUGCCAGCCAUGUGGAGUCUUUUCUUACUUUUCCUUUAAAUUACUUUUAAAUGACUACUUCUGGGCAUCAUCUCACCUGGGCAUUAUCUUCUGUGUUUUCUCCACAGAAAAAUGAUAAACAUUCUCUGGAGCUGUUUGAAGUUCCUGUGAAGGAUCUUACGUUCCACCAGCUGCAGCUUCUAAAGCUGGCUCAUGCCACGGCCAUGAAGGUGAAUGAGCAAGAUUCCCAGGAUGAGGAGGAGUACAUCGCGGAACACCAACCCUUUCCUUCGCUUGACCAGAUUUUCCAAGCGGUCCCAGAACACGUGGGGUUCAACAUCGAGCUGAAGUGGAUCACACGACUGAAGGAUGGCUCCUGGGAGGGAGAUGUCUCCUCAUACUUUGAUAUGAAUCUGUUCCUGGACAUCAUCCUGAAGUGUGUCCACCAGAACGCCGGGAAGCGCAGGAUCGUCUUCUCCUGUUUCGACCCCGACGUCUGCUCCAUGGUGCGGCGGAAGCAGAACCGGUACCCCAUCCUGUUCCUGACGCAGGGCGUGUCCAUGGUGUACCCCGAGCUCAUGGACAUCCGCUGCCAGACCACGCCCAUCGCCAUGAGCUUCGCCCAGAGCGAGGACAUCCUGGGCGUCAGCAUGCACACGGAGGAUCUCCUGAGGAACAUGGACACCAUCGGCGAGGCGCACGCCAAGGGCCUGGUGCUGUUCUGCUGGGGCGACGACAACAACCAGCACGAGACCCGGCACAGGCUGCGCGAACACAACAUCGACGGGCUCAUCUACGACAGUAUCUGCGAUGAGGCUCUGGACCAGCUCAAUAUCUUCAAGAUGGAGGAGCAGAUGUCGCUGCAGGAGAUGCUUCCGGAACAAACGCUGAAGAGCUGCGCCUGCCCCAGCUACAGUCUGCCCUGUGCGUCGCUGCCCUGCCCUGGGGGGCCAGGCGGGGGCAGUGGGGAGUCCGACUCCGGCCUCAGCUCCUCCUAAACCCCGCUGCACAUGCAGGGGAGAGGGACGGACACUCUGUAAUCUCUGAUUAGCUUUGCAUGUCUGACGUAACCAGUCUGAACUCCCCUGCCCUGCUGCAGCACACCGAAUGCACAUGCCCAAGACUGGGGUCACUUCAGUGACUCUUGAUGCCGGCAAAAGUUUGAAAUCACUCCAGCACAAACUGUUGUUCCUUUUCAGAGAAACUGAUAACAAUAAAUAACAUAAACGUAAUGUAAUCUCGGAGGAAAACAACAGGUUUGAAUGUUUUAAAUAUCUUGCGAUUGGUAAAAACUAUUUCUGAAAUGGUGUGCCAUUUUACCGGUGUCGAAAGGGUUAAAGUGUGUGACCCCAGUCUGGAGCCCCUGAUACACACACACACACACACACACACACACACACACACACACACACACACACGACUCGCUGAAUUUGAGCGUUUGAAUCUGGCUGUUGCUGUGCAACAAGCUCAGGGUUAGAUGUUAAACUGGAGAAGGCAGGAGCUGGACUGUAGGUCUAGACCAAUGUUGCCAUGUCAUUUUAAUCUUAAUGUCAUUUAGCUGAUCAGCGCUAGCUAGUGUGUGCCCUCUUGCCUCUCUGCGUGUAUUGGUGUUAUUUAUUUCGACUGUUGGGUCUGUAAGGUCGCUGUGCCACACGCCAAUGUGGAGGAUAGAAGCCAAUAGACCUCACCUUUCCGUGCCAAGCUCACACUCCGAGCCCUGCUGUACCACAGGAGGCCUGUCCUCAGUCAUGCAUUCCACACAUGGGGAGACCCCCAGUGGAACAGAUUCUCUGACACCGUGUCAGCGCUGUCCUGCAGGGUAAACGCGCUUACAUAUUAAAGCUCUUAUAUUCAUUAACACACAAAAGUGAAAGGAAGUUGAUCUCUGGUAACAUUAGCCACACAGCACAAUGCAAGCCAUAAUUCUUAAAAAUAGCUUGACAUAACCGUAACUCUUCCUGCAUGGGCAAUAGUCUUCAUAUGACGCAAUAAUUAGGUGUACAAUAGCUGUAAUUUUAUUUUUGUAUUAAUCCCUGUACUCAUAAACAGUACAGAAACUAGAAGUGUAUCUGACCGCUCGACGAGUUCACUGGAUGUAUCUAGUGUUCGUAGCCAGUGUAUAAUCUUCAUAGUUAUUCUACUUAUUUUCUUCCAUAAGUGCUUUAGACUUAGUUAGAUAGCACUUUUGCAGUUUUGGUUUCUGGUGCUCGCAAAGCAGCUAAACAAACAAACAAACAUUCUCUGAGGGCAUCGUGCCAAGGUCGGCAAACCAGAACUCAGAGAUUCCGAGCAUGUAUGGAAUGCUGCCAGGUGGCACUGUGAACCCUGCAGGGUGUGUGCACAACACAAACCAACACACAAACCAACACACACACACACACACACACACAGACACACACACACAGACACACACACACACACACACAGACACACACACACACAGACAAACACACACACACACACACACACACACACACACAGACACACACACACAGACACACACACACACACACAGACACACACACACAGACACACACACACACACACACAGACACACACAGUCUGAUCCUGGAGGGGGGACCACAAAGUGCAUUAUGGGUAGUUUGGCCCCUGAGACCUGACAACAUUCUUAUUUUGCUGUUGUGUCAGAAUGUAACUUAAUAUCAGAGUCCUGGUCAGUCCAGUCCAGUUCAGUCCAGUCCAGUUCAGUAGGCUGAGGAGGAGUUACCCAGAUUGCCUAAUGGGUAUUUCUCCAAUUCAUUAACUGAAUUGUGGGUAAUUGCCUGAAUUGAAAUUGAAUUGAACCCAAACCCUGGUAAACAUCAUUUUUAGACCAUUUUAUUAACUGUUUUUAAACAAACUCUAGAAUUGUACUUGAAUGCUGGUUAUUUCACAGUCUUAAUGGAGAACUGAAAAGCUCUACAGACCAAGGCUUUGUGUUUUUUCCUCUGUCUGAACAAACAUACCUCUGCUCAUUUUCCACAAAACAAUUCUGUCUGUAAAAUGCAAUGCUUGGGACUCUGGGGUGUUUGUCACUAUGAGACAUUCUGUACAGUCUGUUUUAUCCUGCCAUAGACCACUGCAAGGUGUGAGACUUGAUUUUGCUGCAGACGUUGUGUGCGCUUGGCUACACUGUGAACACACAGCGCACUGUUGGCCCUGACUCCUACCCUGGGCUGUGUAAACUGCAUGUGUAAUUAACGCCUCCCUCCAGAGGGGGCAGGAAUUAAACUCAUUAUCGCUGA
Messenger RNA from Conger conger (European conger), 4449 nucleotides. It is a transcript of the gene gpcpd1, whose product is annotated as glycerophosphocholine phosphodiesterase 1. The transcript has 19 exons. Gene Ontology annotation, biological process: glycerophospholipid catabolic process. Gene Ontology annotation, molecular function: starch binding; glycerophosphocholine phosphodiesterase activity. NCBI's taxonomy places the organism in Eukaryota, Metazoa, Chordata, Actinopteri, Anguilliformes, Congridae. The record is from RefSeq and is a predicted model, not a curated record.